AUGCAGCAAGCCUUGCCACCCGACCCAGUCUCGCCGGCGGGGCUGUCGCCGGCGUCAUCAACUGCCGCAUCGGCCGCGCCGGCGGGCACCAGCACCGACGCAUCAUCGCCAUGGUCGCCGCUGGCAGACUCGAGACUCUCCAGCAGAGUGAGGAUGUGGAGCGAGACCGAGUUGGCCCCGUAUAGAAGCUCGCGCCAGGCGCCAGUUGCCUCGCGCUCGCCGCCUGAUGUCAGCCGCGCGAGGCGAUCAGCCAAGUCUGCUGCGCUCGUCACCACCUUGGACGCCAGCGGCUGGAUCCGAGCUGCGAGCGCCUCACCCGAAUCACCCGAGUCGGAGAUGCGACGGGCGGUCGCGGUGGCGAUCGACUUGAGCACAUCGGCUGCCGACACGAGGCCCUGGCACGCCUCGCGAGUCGGAGCGAGCUCGAUCCGCGCCUCAGCCGCCAGGUCCGCCUGCUUGACAAGGACCUCGAGGAGCUCGGCGAGGUCGUCCUCAAUCUUCGCCAGCCGCCGCGAGUAA
Molecule: messenger RNA, 519 nt
Organism: Thecamonas trahens ATCC 50062
Lineage: Eukaryota; Apusomonadida; Apusomonadidae
Exons: 1
Coding region: 1-519 (172 amino acids)
Source: RefSeq, a predicted model, not a curated record